AUGCCACAGAAGAAACAUUCCUCCUCCAAGACCACCAAGGCCUCCAAGGCCUCCAAGGCCUCAGCGUCCGGUCCCAAGCCGCCCAACGCAACACCCAACUGGCCGGCGCUCAAACCGCUCGUCCCGCCAUCAGAUCUUACGCUUCACACCCUACUCCCCUCUCAAAUAGUCACUAUCUCGCAGCUCUUCACUUCGACUCUUUGUAAAACAUAUGUGAACUUUUUGAAGGACUUACCGCUAACGACGACGCCCGGGAAGCCGAAGAAAGGCGAAGCGCUGAGGUUUAAUGAUCGUUUCCAAGUGGCUGAUGAGGCGUUUGCGAAUAGGCUUUGGCUGGAGACUGGGCUGAAGGAGUUAAUUUGUGGGCGUGAGGAGGAGGGCGAGGGCGACAGUGGCGUGGGAAAAGGGCCGGCUAUGACACAGCAGGAGAGGAGGAAGUUGUGGGGCGGCGAGGUCAUUGGCCUCAAUCCGUCAAUACGCAUUUAUCGGUACACGAAAGGGCAGUUCUUCGAUUGUCAUUAUGAUGAAUCAAACUUCUUAACGCUGGCCACCAAGCCCACGACCACUCCAGCAAAGACUACUUGGACUUUGUUGUUGUAUCUCACGUCCUCUAGCACUGGAUGUAUUGGUGGGGAGACGGUAUUUUAUCCCGACGAAGUUAUCCCUGGAGCCAAGAAGAAUGUAACCGAGGAGGAAGUGGUUGUCGGGUUAGAAACAGGAAUGUGCCUGCUCCAUAAGCAUGGUAAUGAUUGCAUGCUGCACGAAGGACGGGAGGUUUUGGAAGGAGAGAAAUGGGUGAUCAGAUCAGACCUUUGCGUCAAAAGGGAAUAG
This is a messenger RNA of Cadophora gregata, 831 nucleotides long. RefSeq lists its product as uncharacterized. Lineage: Eukaryota; Fungi; Ascomycota; Leotiomycetes; Helotiales; Ploettnerulaceae. Gene Ontology annotation, biological process: peptidyl-proline hydroxylation to 4-hydroxy-L-proline. The coding region runs from base 1 to 831 and encodes 276 amino acids. Gene Ontology annotation, cellular component: endoplasmic reticulum. The transcript is spliced from 4 exons. The record is from RefSeq and is a predicted model, not a curated record. Gene Ontology annotation, molecular function: procollagen-proline 4-dioxygenase activity; iron ion binding; L-ascorbic acid binding.